GCACCUAUGACUUUAAAAAGGUUACCUGCCGGCUGUGGUUACGCACCCCACUAGGAGGCCAGUGAGCCAGGGUUUCUUUACAGUUGUUAAAGAGAAUCAGUAAGAUUGCACCGAAAACGCACAUUAACGUCCACAUGAACAGUCGUGCUGUGGCGCAGAAAGUGGGUGGGUGACAAAAAAAGACGGGCUCCAGGAAACCUGUUAGCUUCCAGCUCAUCAACAGCAAAGAGUCCUGGGUGCAAGGAAAUCCACGCUUGCUAUGCAGCGUCUGUUUUCACGACCUCUCUUCCUGCUUAACACGCAGUGGAAACUCUAAUAACAAUAAGGAACGCGAUGCGCUUCUGAUGUUGCCGGAUUUUAUUUUAAACCAGAGCAGGUUUUAACUUUGGAGGAAGUCAUGGGUCGGCGGCGAUGCAGAAGAAAAUGAUUCAGGAUUAAAGAGCGCUCCUUUUCUCUCUCCUUUCUUUUUAAACAAUAAACAAGAUAAAUGCAUGUUUUAACACUGUGAAGACUCCAAUCGCUGACCUAGCACGAGCGAAGAGCCCCAGAGUAUGGCUUCGAAGGAGAGGUUGUACGAGCUGUGGAUGUUGUACUUCACCAAGAAAGAUGUGGGCUACCUGCAGCAGUGGCUGGAGACGUUCGUCAUGUCCUUCGAGAAGAUCAUCGACGUGCAGACGCUGGAGCCCCGCCGGUCAGUUCCCCCUCCCUCCCGCGACCCGACGAGGGCCAUGCCCUUCCCACACUCCACCCAGACCCCCGGGGCGUCUGACGCCUCUAGUCCGCUCACCCAGACAGGAGAGAGAGGACACCCAGACAGGAGAGAGAGGACGGUCUUGAACAUGGAGAACAUUGACCCGGACAGGACACCUGGAUUCGUAUUCGAGACCAUCAAACUGCUUUCAUUCUGCCUGGCUAAGCUGAAAGAGGAGCCGAGAGACGAUGAGCAGCUGGAGACGGUGGUGCUGUAUGGCCUGCUGCUGCUGGAGAGCCUCUUCGACCCGUACCAGACCUGGAGGAGACAGCUGGCCGGGGAGGAAGUAAGCCUGCUGGAGAGAAGCAAGUACAAGUUCUCCCCCAUCGCUCUGCCAGAGGAGCUCCCAGCCUUCUUCCACGAAAGCCUGCAGGACAGCGAGAGGCUCCCAGAGCUGCCCAGGCUGCGAUUGGUCCAUCUGCAGGGUGCGGUUAUCAGUGGCAGCAAGAAGAAUGGCUUGGCUGCCAUCAUGCCCAUGGCAGUAAGCGACCUCAUGAAUGUGCUCAGCUCCUGGUGUUACCAUGGCACGCCUGAGCCCAAGGACCCCCGGCUUCUACGGCUGACCCUGAAGUGCCUGACGACAAUGAUCCACCUCCUGCACGCUAGCAGCCUGGACCAGCGGCAGGUGGACAUUAGGAGUGUCCUGGACAACUACUUCCGUGCCCUGAACUGGGAUCGCUUGCCAAACAGCCAGGAAGGAGAGGAGAGGUGCCGCUGGGAGGAUAACCUCGUCACCCUCCGCACACACAUGCUCAAUGCUAUCCCUGACAUGCUGAAUUGUGCUGACCGUCCCGUGCUCCAGGCCAUCUUCCUCAACAACAACUGCUUUGAGCAUAUCCUGCGCCUCAUCCAGAACAGCAAGCUCUAUCAGAGCAGUGGGUGUAGGCCAGACUGCGAGGGCACGUAUGACCUCACCACACGGUUACUAACCGAGCUUGAUGUGGAACAGGUUUGGGAAAAAGGCUCAGAUUCCAUCACAGUCCAUGCGCUGGGGGUUCUCACUGCCAUCAUGAGCAACUCGCCCUCUGCCAAGGAGGUUUUCAAAGAAAGGAUUGGCUACUCUCACCUGUUUGAUGUGCUGAAGAGCCAGGGCCAGCCAACCAAGCGACUUCUACAGGAGCUGAUGAACAUGGCAGUUGAAGGGGAUUACUCACAGGCAGUGACGCUGGGGAUCAGUAAUGACCAGCCCCUGCUGCUUCUGCUCCAGUGGAUUCCUGACCUGGCCUCCCGCAACCUGCAGCUGCUGGUGUCUCAGUGGCUUGCGGGGGUGUGUGGGGGGUCCCUGCCCUGCCGCACCACUGCGGUGGAGGCCGGGAUGGUGUGGGCUCUGCUGGAGGUGCUGGCCCAGCUGGAGCAUCUGGACAGACAGUGUGCCGAGGCCUUGCUGGGGCUCCUGCAGUCGCUGGGCUCCCUCUCCCUGCGCCCCAACGAGUUCAAGAGCCUGCUACGACUCCUGCGGGUGGACCAGGCCAAUUCGGGGGCCGUGCACCCCUACUGCGGGCACGUGGUGAGGGCGCUGUCCGCCAUGGCAGCUCGCGAGGGCCGGGACAGUGCCCUACAGUAUUUUGACCUCACUCCCAGCAUGGCUGGCAUCAUGGUGCCCACUAUCCAGCGCUGGCCAGGAAGCGGGUUCGCCUUCCAUGCCUGGCUGUGCCUCAAUGCUGAGAGCCAUGACCUCACUCCCACAACCCCCACUUCGCCCUCCACCCCCACCCAGCGCCUGGGCAAGGGCCCGCGCAGGAAACAGCUGUACAGUUUCUUCACGGCAAGUGGCACAGGGUUCGAGGCUUUCUUCACCUCAGAGGGGAUGCUAGUGGUGGCGGUGUGCACCAAGAAAGACUACAUGGCCGUGACGCUGUCUGACUGUCCACUGACAGACUGCGCCUGGCACUCAGUGGAUGUGGUUCAUAUUCCCGGGCGGCGGCCCUUUGGUCAGAACCUGGUCAGUAUCUACGUGGAUGGCUGCCUGCGCAAAACCGCCCAACUGCGCUUUCCCUCGCUCAACGAGCCCUUCACCUCCUGCUGCAUCGGCUCAGCAGGACACCGGACCACCACGACCACCUCGCCCACCACACCCCUGCCCCCCCACUCCCCGGCCGAGCCCGCCUUCCCCCCCAACAUCCCCCCCCUCACCCGCUCCCAAUCCUUCCCGGCCUCUUUCGCCACCAUGCAGUGGGGCGGCCCUGCCCCCCCCGCCUCCCGGGACGCCCAGGUGCAUAGCAUCCCUGCCGGGCUGCAGGACACAGAGUGGGGCUCUCCCACCUCGCUGGAAGGACUUCUGGGGACCGCCUUCAUCUGCCAUGAGGCCCUGCAGGCCGCACAGGCCCGCGCCCUGUAUGCAGCAGGGCCCAACAGUGUGUCCCUCUUCAAACCGGAUGGGGAGCUCUCCGACCUCAAUAGCAAGCUGCUGCUAUACUACACACCAAAGGCCUUUAAAAACCAGAUUUGCCUGGACUUGUCUCCUGCCCACCAAUAUGAUGGACGGCUCACUGGACACAGGGUGGUCAACUGGGAUGUGAAGGAUGUGGUAAACUCAGUGGGGGGGAUGGGGGUGCUCCUUCCCCUGCUGGAACAGGUGUGCGCGCUGGGGGAGGCCGGGAGAGAAGAGCAGGAGACCUCUGACCUGCUAGGACCAGAGCUCACCUCCUCCCGUGGGCCUGCUGGCAUGCUGCUGCCCCUGGGCAAGUCCUCAGAGGGUCGCCUGGAGAGGAACAACGUGGCCGCUUUCUUGCUCAUGGUGAAGAAUUUUGUUUGCCAUCACCCCGUCAACCAGGACAGCCUGUUGCAGUGCCACGGCCCUGCCAUCAUCGCUGCCAUGCUCACCAAGGUGCCCAGCUCCCUGAUGGAUAUGAGUGUGUUGAUGGCCUCCCAGAUCCUGCUAAAGCAGGUAUCCAGCGAGGGGAACAGCGCCCUCCUGACCAGCCUGUACCAACAUCUGCUGUUCGACUUCCGAAUCUGGAGCAGCAGCCACUUCGCUGUGCGAAUAGGACACGUCCAGUACCUGUCUUCCGUGAUCAGCGAAGGCAGGCAGCGUUUCCGCAGGAAGUACGGAGUGCAGUACACCCUGGACUCCAUCAGGACGCACUACGGAUUUACAGAGGUGAUCAGCGUGUUGGACAUGCUGUACAGCCUCCUGCGCUCCUCCCCGCCCCGGGACCAGCUGCUGGCUGUGCUGCUGGAUUCGGGGGUGGAACCACUCUACUGUCUGCUGCUCAACGGCGCCUUCGGAGACGGCGUGAGGGAGAGAGUCUUCCGGAUCCUGUAUAAGAUGCUGAAGUAUGAGCGUGUGUCUGAGCGCGGCAAACACCGCUUGAAGCUGAGGGACUGUGGGUACUUGGGUCUGGUCUGCAGCCUGGGUGACAUCCCCGUCACCUUGACAACCAUCCGUUGCCUCUAUGAGCAAGUUCUCGCUACAGACUCCACUCCUAACUUCAGGGACCUGUUGGCCGUGGCGUAUCUCUCUCACCGGGCUGACCUGGCUGUGCGCCUUGACGUCUGCCGCAAGCUGUUUCACCUCAUCUACUCCAGCGAGGACAACGUCAAGCAGCUGGCACGCCAGCCCGGCUGGCAGGACGUGCUCACCAAGCUCUACGUCAAGGAGUCCUACGAGUCCCGCGCUGCCAGCCAGUCCGGGCUGAGCCCGGCCUCGUCGCUGGAGACGGCCCAGCCCAGCCUGCUGAGGCAGGACAGCAUGGUGCUGGAAGAGCCGGCACAUGAGGUCUUCCUGCCAUACGAGCUGAGGGUGGAAGAGGAGGAGGAAGAGGACCCGCCGGAUGUGUCUGUCUCAGAGGGGUUCUCUGACCUCUCGCUGUCUCCCGUUGGUGGCAGCCAGCUCAAGAACUUUGGAAACUCGCUCAACUUCAAGUCUUUUGACUCGGCAGAGUUGGCCAGCCAGUCGUCCUCCAUUUCCAAUACUGUGGACAUACCAGGCCACCGGGCAGAUGAGGAACAGGGCCUUUACCACCCCCUUUCCCCCUUUAGUGGCUCACCCUUCGACCUAGGGCUGGAGCUAGGAGGGGGUGCAGGUGGGGGAGGCACUGGAUCACAAACCCCAGUAAGCCAAGCUGACACCCCCUCCCCUCUCGAUAACUGCAAGCCCUUCCCUGGUCUUCGCGCCCGAAAGAGCUCCAGCCUUUCCAACAUUCUGGAUGAUGGCAGCUAUGGCACAGAGGUCCCACCUGGGGACAAUACCUCUAACACCUCUAACCCACAGCAAACCCCAGAGGAGGAACUGUGUAACCUACUGACGAAUAUCGUGUUCUCCGUGAUGUGGAGUGGGGCAGAGGGCAGCGAGGACGCUGUGUGGCGCGAGAGGGGGCAGGUCUUCUCCGUGCUGACCAAGCUUGGUUCCUCCUGUCAGCUGGUGCGCCCACCAGAUGACAUCAAGCGCAGUUUGUUGGAGAUGAUGCUGGAGUCAUCCCUCACUGACCUGAGGGACAGCGUGGGCACCUCGCCAACUGGACACUGCCUUUCCAUCGUGCGCCUCCUGCGUCUGCUGCAGGACUUCCUGUUUGCAGAGGGCACGGACAACCAGGCGCUGUGGAGCGAGAAGAUCUUUGAAGGAGUGGUGAACCUCAUGGACCGACUGCAGGCCUGGUACGGCUCCCCGGGGCCGCCAGAGCUGCGGGAGAUGGCUCAGAUUGGUCUCCGCAUCAUCACCGGAUACAUCCAGCAGCAGCACUCCCAGGUGUUUGCUAUGGCCUGCGUGAAAUUGCACAGCUUGCUGCAGACAGUGCUUUGCCUGGUCUGGGAGGAAGUGUGCUUCCUGCUGGGACGCCUCGGGGCCCCCUUGUUGCAGGCCCUGGAGGAGGGCGGGCGAGCAGAGGCGUUCUCGCAGCUCGUGCCCAUCAUGCGGACACUGCUGGACCAGCACGCUGACCCAUCCGCCCUGCAUGCCCUACUACCCUCCCUGCCCCCCACCAACGGCAGCGCCACCUUCACUCAGGACCUGCAGCAAUACAUCUGCACCCAGGAAUGGAAGGACUUCAGCACGCACCAUGUGCAGCCCACCAUGCAGCAGUAUGAGCUAGACACCUUUGGGAAGAGUCACGACCUCAUGUCUAAUUUCUGGAACUCCUGCUAUGAUGCUCUAAUGAGCACGGCCCAGCGCCGGGACAAAGACCGUGCACACAGCAAGGCCAGAUUCCAGGAGGUGAUAGUGGAGCCCUGCCUGCGCCGCGUGCGCAGUGAGAACACCCGAUAUUACAGCGCGUUGAAACAGGCGGCCAGCCAGCAGGCUGCCGUGCUGCGUCAGUGGAAGGCCCUGCGCAGACAGCUGACCAGCGAGAGGGGCGCCUGGGCACUGCGGAUCCAGCCGGAGGUGCACUGGAAGCUGUCCAGCGCGGAGACGUACUCCAAGAUGCGUCUGAAGCUGGUUCCCACCUACAACUUUGACUCGCACAGAGAGGCCAGCGCUCUGAGAGACAACAUGGGCACAGAUAACCGCAGCCUCGCGGAGCCGCUGCCACUUGCCGUAGCGAAGGAGGCGAAAGUCAGCGACAUGGAGGACGACCAGCUGGGCGACGAGGACCUGGUCUACCUGGACAAUCAGACGGAGGUGGACGAAGAGAACCAGAAGGAGAAGUUGGUCCUGUCAGAAGAGUGCGAGCUCAUCACCAUCGUGGCCGUGAUCCAGGGUCGUCUGGAGGUCACCACGCACCACCUGUACUUCUACGACGGCACCAGUGAAAAGGAGGAGACAGAGGAGGGUAUUGGGUAUGAUUUCAAGCGUCCACUAUCCCAGCUGAGGGAGGUCCAUCUGCGACGUUACAACCUGCGGCGGUCCGCCCUGGAGCUGUUCUUUAAUGACCAGGCACACUACUUCAUCAACUUCAAGAAGAAGGUCCGUAACAAAGUGUAUUCUCGGAUCCUGGGACUGCGGCCCCCCAACCUCUUCUACUUUGGAUCCCGGUCUCCCCAGGAUCUGCUGAAGGCCUCGGGGCUAACACAGAAAUGGGUGUUCAGGGAGAUCUCCAACUUUGAGUACCUGAUGCAGCUCAAUACCAUUGCCGGCCGCACCUACAAUGACCUCUCGCAGUACCCUGUGUUCCCCUGGGUGCUGUGCGACUACACCUCCGAAACUCUGGACCUCGAUGACCCGGCUGUGUUCAGGGACCUGUCCAAACCCAUCGGCGUCGUCAACCCCCGGCACGCACAGGAAGUCCGAGAGAAGUAUGAGAGCUUUGAGGACUCUACAGGCACUAUUGAUAAGUUCCACUAUGGUACACACUACUCCAAUGCUGCCGGCGUCAUGCACUAUAUGAUCAGGACUGAGCCCUUCACCACACUUCACAUCCAGCUACAGAGUGGCAGGUUUGACUGUGCGGACCGACAGUUCCACUCCGUCGCAGCUGCCUGGCAGGCGCGCAUGGAGAGCCCAGCAGACGUGAAGGAGUUAAUCCCCGAGUUUUUCUACUUCCCCGAGUUCUUGGAGAACAUGAACAGGUUUGACCUAGGCUGUUUGCAGAUGUCCCAGGACAAAGUUAGCGAUGUGGUGCUGCCCCGCUGGGCUGAGUCCCGGGAGGACUUCAUCAGGAAACACAGGAAGGCUUUGGAGUCGGAGCACGUGUCCGCGCACCUGCACGAGUGGAUCGACCUCAUCUUCGGGUACAAGCAGAGGGGGCCUGAGGCUGUGGAGGCCCUCAACGUCUUCUACUACUGCACCUAUGAAGGGGCCGUGGACCUCGACGCCAUCGCGAACGAGACGGAGCGGAAGGCGCUGGAAGGGAUCAUCAGCAACUUCGGACAGACUCCCUGCCAACUGCUCAAGGAGCCCCACCCCCCCCGCAUGUCCGCGCAGAGCGCCUCCCGGCGACAGGCCCGAUUGGAUACCCUGCCUCCCAACCUGUUCGAGCACCUGGGAAAACUCAAAGCCUUCGUGGAGGUGGUUAGUGAUGGUGUGCCAUUAGUGCAGGCAGUGGUGCCUCGGAACCACACUCGUUCCUUCAUCACACAGGGCUGCGACCUGUUGGUGACGGUCAGUGCCAGCGGGCUGUUGGGCAUUCACAGCUGGCUUCCCUAUGACAAGAACAUCGCCAACUACUUCACCUUCACCAAAGACCCCACAGUCUCAAACCCCAAGACUCAGAGGAUCCUAGCGGGGCCGUUCUCCCCCGGGGUACAGCUGGGGUCCCGGGUGCUGGUGGUGUCGAACGAUGCCCGGCUCCUGUUCAGUGGGGGUCACUGGGACUGCAGCCUGAGGGUCACUGCGCUGACCAAGGGCAAACUGGUCGGCCGGAUUUGCAGGCACAUCGAUGUGGUGACUUGUCUGGCCCUGGACCUGUGUGGUAUCUACCUCAUCUCCGGCUCUCGGGACACUUCCUGCAUUGUGUGGCAGGUCCUGCAGCAGGGUGGGUUCUCCAGUGGCCUGGCACCACGACCAGUUCAGGUCCUCAGCGGUCAUGACCAGGAAGUCACCUGUGUGGCCAUCAGCACCGAACUUGACAUGGCUGUCUCGGGGUCAAAGGACGGCACUGUGAUCGUGCACACCGUGCGGCGCGGUCAGCUGCUACGCACCCUGCGCCCGCCCUGUGAGAGCUGCUCGGCAGCCAGUGUGACAGAGCUGGCGGUGAGCAUGGAAGGCCAUAUCGUCACCCAGACGGUCAUCGAGGGACGGUCGCCGCACAAGGAUAAGUACACACUCCACCUAUACUCAAUAAACGGGAAGCAGCUGGCAUCAGUGACACUAGAGGAGCAGGUGACGGCCCUGUACUUGGUGCCUGACUUUGCCAUCCUGGGCACUGCAGAAGGCAAUCUACACAUUCGGGAGCUGUACAGCCUGCAGCUCGCCGUCUCUCCCCUGGCACUGAAGCUACCAGUCCGAAGCAUCUCGGUGACCAAGGAAUGCAGCCACAUCCUGGCGGGCCUGGAAGAUGGCAAACUCAUUGUAGUGGGCGCAGGACAGCCCGCUGAGGUGCGGUCAGGGCAGUUCUCUCGCCGGCUGUGGGGCUCCACUCGCCGAAUCUCCCAGGUGUCGUCGGGGGAGACCGAGUACAACCCCCAGGAGGCUGCUGGGAAGUAGAUAACGGGGUGACACCUGGGACUAGCCGGCAAGGGUGAAGACGGGAGGAGACAAUGAAUGGCGACACAAGAAGGAAGAUGGUCAAGUCAGUCUUGGGUUGGGAACAGAAACGCAGCACCCAAACAUGAAACCGCGGGAACAGCCUUGCCCCCCGGCCCACUGCAAGGCUGGCUUUGCAGCGGCCCCCAUCCACACGAACUGUAACCCUCUUGUCACAGGGGUGAGGGGGCAGUGGGAUGGUUUUCCGAAGCUGCGUUCAUUUCCACAUGAGGAAGAGGAAAACAAACGUCUUAUUUAUUUUGAAGUUGUUUGAUUUGCCUUUUUUCCCAAAACAAAAAUUCCAAAGAUACUCAUGGCACUCAGAAGAUGGCUCAUUGUUGAGACUGUCUCUGAAACAGGAUCUGCCAUGUGGGUGUGUGCUCCCUGCCUCUGCUGGGUUAGGCUGAGGCUCCGCUGCAUUGCAGAGUACAGAGUCUACCAAGUCUACACAAAGGCCCACUGACUCGGUGGACAGCAGUAUAUAGCGGAGCUGGUUAGGAGCAAGAUGAACUUGACAGGUCCCGGUAGUGUUCACUUCACCUGCUUUUAGAUGGAUUGACGGUUUGAGGGUUUUAGCCCAGGAAUGCUGCACUGCUGUUUGUCUUGUGCCGAACGCCUAAGCUGCAUCAGGCUUGAAAAACCACAGAAGAGGGGCAGCUCCAGAAAGGACUCUGUGUGUCCGCACUGCCCCCUGGUGGUGUCUACACAACAUGCGCUGCCCCUCAAUGAUGAGUGAACCACUUGUUUUUCAGUGCAGGCUGUCCUUCUUUUCUAUUGAUAUACGUGUUGGGUUGCUCUUUCUCUGGAGUCGCAGAGCACCAAAAUUGUGCACUUUAUAUCACUUACUAUACAGAACAAAUCAGUUGUUAAGAGCAUGGCUAUUCAAACUGUGGUCAUGUGAUCAGUAUCACUGCUCCAGCCAGCUCCUUCAUUGCACAACAGGUUAUAACCUCAA
This is a messenger RNA of Lepisosteus oculatus (spotted gar), 9765 nucleotides long. The record is from RefSeq and is a predicted model, not a curated record. Lineage: Eukaryota; Metazoa; Chordata; Actinopteri; Semionotiformes; Lepisosteidae.